GAGCACUUUCGCCAUGGCAUGGUCAACCCCCGGAGAAUGUCGGUUCGAACAUCCACACGGUCUUUUGUCAUUGAGGAGAUUAUCACUAGGAGGAGAUCACUCACGAUUCAGCAAAUGAAGCUAGAAGUAACAAAAGAUACGCGCCAGACAAAUACAAAUACAUGGAGAUAGUUUUCUUUGCAUCCCUAAACACACGCACACACACAUUAACAUUAUUACACAGAUACAGAUCACACACUCUCGAGACAUCACGAACGAAAUGACACAGCGAAAAAAUUAAAAUUUUAAAUAUUUACAUCAACAGGCUGCACCUUAAUUUUUUGGCGCCGCCAUGACAGUUGCUAUUGUUUGAUUUGCUUGAUUUACAACGGUGCUGUAAAAUCAUCCCCCCCAAAAACGGAGAUGUAAUGGGUCAGGCAAAUGUCAUUUUCAGCCUCCUGGUCCAGCCGUCGGUUAAUUAAGACCCGGCUAAUGGACGUUCUACUGUAAAUAUUGACGGUGACUAACUGGCAGAUUUGGGACACAAAAAUUUAAACGCAACUGAUGUACAGAGGAGAAGCUUUUUCCGUAAAUAAUUAAUAAAAACCAGUCCGGAAGUAUUGUUGAAAAACAAAAAAAACUUUCAGCAGACGCAAAAUCGUCACACUUGCGCACUUUUGCAACGUAUCAAUCAAACCUAAGGGAGAAAGGGUCCACAACUCCACGCGUGACGUUUCAUCUAGAAAAAGGGAAAAUUUCACUCAGAUUUCGGCGCUCUGCUAGAGUGAGAUGGAAAAGCGUAUGACGAUGAAGGAAAAGUGCGCCAUUUGCUUGACCGCGUGCGCGAUAGUGUGAAAAUAGGUAAAGUUAGUGUGAAAGUUAUCCAUUUCCGUGCUAAAAACUUGCACAAUAAAGGGGAAAGAAACUUAAACGAUGGAGGUAUAUAGUUACGGUAAGAGACGAGCGGAUUUAUUGACCGCCGGUGAACGAAAUGCACAAUGUAGGUAGGUAAUGUGGGGAAAAUAUUUUCAUCCACAGGUCCCAACAACUGGGAGAAGCAAAGAAAACGAAUCGCAGCGUUUGUGAAGGAGGAACGAUUCACCAUUUACAUCGGGAAUCUGAAUGUUGCCCUGCACUGGGAAGAUGUGUUCGCCACGUUUCGUCAGUACGGCACAAUUACGGAUUUUUUCUACCCCUGUAAAAGUUCCGGCCUUGGAUUGGGUUAUGCGGUGAUUGCGUACAAAAAAAAGUUUUCCGCCUUUAAGGUGGCUGGCAAUUACAAUGGUAGAACUUAUCACAAUCAGCGUUUGUACGUCGCCUCGACCAUACGGACGCGUUACAUGACUACAAAGGACGCAACACUGUACGUCAGCAACAUCAGUGAUUUCAUCAACGAAGACAUCAUGCUGGACUUUUUCAGCACCCGUGGCUCAGUGAAGCGCGUGCAAAUCAAAUGGAAUGUGUUCGGGUAUCGGUACGCGAUCGUUACCUUUUAUUCGCAGUACUGCGCGAAGCUGACGCUAAAGGAAUGCUGUGGUACACAUCUCGGUGAUGGAUACCAUUGGAAUAUAACCGACGAAUAUUACCCGUACAACGAUGGACCGCUUACGCCGAUAAACUAUCGGAAUCUUCACUGCAUGCGCCAAAAGGAAGGAUAUGUGCGCAUCUCGGGGCUUACAAGCACUGUUACUGAGUCCGAACUGAAUGCGCUGUUCCGGAAUGUCGGUUGUUACACGCGUACAAUUCUGCUGCGUUAUGGCGGUAACCCUUCCGGAUAUGCCAUAGCUCGGUUCCCUACGGAAAGGGCAGCUUUACUGGGCAUUCGUCGAUUCAAUAACUUCAGCCGAAACGGCAUGACGAUGAAGCUGGAAUACGUACGAGUGAAUUGGGCACCGACUCAUUGUCCUGACGUAAAGUGGAAUGCCAUACCGAAAGUGCGCUCGAAGAAAUAAUAUAGAGGAAUGCGGAGUUCUACGUAGCACGAAGUUCCUCGUAUGCCGAAUCUCGGUGAUGUUCCUUUUUUCAUUCAGCAUUAGAUCAGAACUAAUGAUAAGUUGACAUUGGUGAUAUUGUAUGAUACAUAAUCAUUUGAUCGAUGGAGGAGUUUUAAUCAUUCCAUGUCAUCUAUUUAUUGAGUAUAGAGAUAAACUAUCAAUACUUGAAAUUUAAAACCCAAUGCCCAACAUAAAUUGUACAACUUUGUUUGUGUAUCCGUG
Molecule: messenger RNA, 2195 nt
Organism: Anopheles funestus (African malaria mosquito)
Lineage: Eukaryota; Metazoa; Arthropoda; Insecta; Diptera; Culicidae
Exons: 2
Coding region: 1320-1931 (203 amino acids)
Molecular function (GO): RNA binding
Source: RefSeq, a predicted model, not a curated record